Molecule: messenger RNA, 2067 nt
Organism: Fonsecaea erecta
Lineage: Eukaryota; Fungi; Ascomycota; Eurotiomycetes; Chaetothyriales; Herpotrichiellaceae
Exons: 1
Coding region: 1-2067 (688 amino acids)
Biological process (GO): DNA replication initiation
Cellular component (GO): nucleolus
Molecular function (GO): chromatin binding
Source: RefSeq, a predicted model, not a curated record
AUGCCUCACGGCCGUCCAGCGAAGCGGAGACGCCUCUCUCCACCCGUCGAUGACAGCAAACCCUCAGAGACCAUCAAGGCCUCUGACCUCUUCGUCCGCGCCGCAGAUUGGGAUCUCGAGCAAGAAUACGAAAAGAGGUCGAGGCAGAAAAAGACCAAAGAGUCGACAAGACUCCCUAUCAAAACCGCAGAGGGCAGGGUCCAGAGAGUAGAAGAGAAGGUACCGGUCGAACAGGAGGAUGACUCCGAUAGUUUCCUGGGAUCUGGAACCGACGACGAAGGAGAUGAGGAUGAGACGCCUCCUACCGAGACAGAGCCCUACGUUCCGCAAGUGCCUCUCAAGCAACAGAUUGUCGCGGCGAAAGAAGAAAUUGCUCGCAUCGCCGGCCUGCUGAAUGAGGACCCCGAAGAACACGCCGGCUCUUUCAAGAAGCUGGCACAAGUCGCCGGUCUCACCUCUCCCGUGGCUGUUCAAAAACUUGUCCUCGCUGCACAAGCCGCUGUGUUCAAGGAUGUGAUACCGGGCUACCGGAUACGAUCUUAUAAAGAUGAGGAGCUAGGAAACAAGAUCUCCAAGGACGUGCGACGAACGAGACAAUACGAGCACGCUCUCGUUACUGGAUACCAAGCAUAUGUGAAACAACUGGGCAGUCUUGCGAAGAUCCGAAAGGGUGACGCGGAUAUGCUGUCUUUACGCACUGUUGCGAUCAAUUGUGCAUGUACACUUCUUCUCUCCGUGCCACAUUUCAAUUUCCGGACUGAACUGUUGAAUAUCCUCGUCCACGAAGUCGCCAGCCGCGACCCCUCGCCGGACUAUCUGAAAUGCAUCGAGACACUUGAAGAGUUCUUCUCCCACGAUGAAGAUGGAGCCCCGUCCCUCGAAGCCGUCAGCCUGCUCACGAAGAUGAUGAAAGCCAAAGACUACAGAGUCAGGGAGGAAGUGGUGAAUACGUUCUUUCACCUGCGUCUGUUGUCUGAACUGCCACCGCCGGGUUCAAGUGGCAAUACAGAACGGUCUGAACAGCCAACGAAGCUGCACGGACGCAAGGUGAAGCAACAGACCUCGCAGCACAUAUCGAAGCGCGAACGAAAACUGCUCAAGCAGCGCCGCGAAGUCGAGAAAGACAUGGCCGAAGCCUCAGCGCUGGUCGACCACGAAGAGCGCGAGAAAAUCCAGUCUGAAACGUUAAAGAUGGUGUUUGUCACGUAUUUCCGCAUCUUAAAGGCCCGCGUACCCGAGCUCAUGGGCGCUGUGCUGGAGGGACUGGCAAAGUACGCCCACCUGAUCAAUCAGGAUUUCUUUGGUGACCUCCUGGAGGCGCUGAAGGAGAUCGUAAGCGCAGCCGAUGAUGCCGUCAGAGGGGAGUUGGACAUGGAGGAGGCUGCUGAAGCAGAGAAGACACUGGCAAACGUGGAUGGGGAGACGAUCCGCAACAGGAAACGUGAAGGCCUCCUGGCGACGCAGACUGCAUUCACACUGCUCUCGGGGCAGGAGGUCUCUAGAGCUGCUUCGAGCUUACAUCUCGACCUCAGUUUCUUCACAGCGCAUACCUACCGCUCACUAUAUCCUCUCUCGCUGGACGCAGACGUCGAACUGGGGCCGAGAUCGCUGCGUCUUCCCGAUCCCCACUCGUCGAAAUCUGCGCCGUCGUCAAGCUCUGUGAAUAACAGGAUCAAUAUCUCCACGCCGAUUCUCUUGCUCACGCGUGUCUUGACAUCUAUCCUGUUAACACCCUCAUCUCCACCGCCCACGCAGACGGUGUUGUCGUUCUUCAAACGUCUCCUGACCGUCUCCCUUCAGUUGCCUGAGAAAUCCACGCUGGCCGUGCUGAACCUGAUGGCCAAGAUUGCGGACAAACAUGGUCGCAAGAUUGAGGCCUUAUGGUACAGCGACGAAAGGAAAGGAGACGGGGUAUAUAGGGGGAACAGCGAGAGUGUAGAAGGCACAAAUGUGCUAGGGACUGGUAGCGGCGUUUGGGAGGCAGAGUUGCUGAGGAGGCAUUACUGUCCCAAGAUCAGAGAAUCGACCCAGAGGCUCGAGGGGAUCAUUAGAGAUAUGCACAGGUAG